UGUAUCUUACUCUCUUCUUCUUUCUACUAGAUCCGGAUCUGGAACUUUCUCUACUCUCUGCUCAUAAAGUUUCAAUCUUUGGGGAGAUCUGAGACAACCCUUUUUCUCUGGUGCAUGUGAGUAGGGAUUGUGCCGUGGAUUUCGAAACAUGGCAAUGGGGAAAUAUUCUCGUGUAGACGGGAAGAAGUCAUCGGGAUAUGGCUUAACCAUUACCAUUGUUUUAAUUGUUUCUCUAUGUUUGGUUGGGGCGUGGAUGUUCAUGUCUUCAUGGUCUGCUCCAACUGAGUCUAUUGACUUCUCUGCAAACGAGAGGACAAAAGAUGUAGAUACUACUACUAAGAGUGAUUUUAAAAGUGAAGAAGUUGACCGAGGUUCCAAGAGUUUUUCAGAUGAAAAGAAUGACGAAACUGAGGUUGUGACAGAGACCAACGAAGAAAAGACUGAUCCUGAGAAAUCUGGUGAGGAGAACUCUGGUGAGAAAACGGAGUCUGGUGAGGGAAAAAAGGAAUUUGAUGACAAAAAUGGUGAUGGGGAUAGAAAAGAUGGAGAGGGUGAGAAAGACACGGAAUCAGAAAGUGAUGAAGCCAAGCAAAAAGAGAAAACACAACUGGAAGAGAGCUCAGAAGAAAACAAAUCUGAGGAUAGUAAUGGAACCGAAGAAAAUGCUGGUGAAUCUGAAGAAAAUACCGAGAAGAAGUCAGAAGAAAACGCAAGUGAAACUGAAGAGAACACUGAGAAGAGUAAGGAUGUUUUCCCAGCUGGUGACCAAGCUGAAAUCACUAAGGAGUCAAGCACUGGAAGUGGGGCUUGGUCAACCCAAUUGGUUGAAUCGCAGAACGAGAAGAAAGCUCAAGUGUCUUCAAUUAAAUGGAAAGUCUGCAAUGUGACAGCUGGACCAGACUACAUUCCUUGUCUUGACAAUUGGCAAGCUAUCAGAAAGCUUCAUUCGACAAAGCAUUAUGAACAUCGUGAGAGGCAUUGUCCCGAGGAAUCUCCACGCUGCCUUGUUUCUCUUCCCGAAGGGUAUAAGCGAUCCAUCAAGUGGCCUAAGAGCAGAGAAAAGAUCUGGUACACCAAUGUUCCUCACACCAAGCUUGCAGAAGUCAAGGGACAUCAAAACUGGGUGAAGAUGAGUGGUGAAUACUUAACAUUCCCUGGUGGAGGUACUCAGUUCAAGAAUGGUGCUCUUCACUACAUUGAUUUCCUCCAAGAGUCAUAUCCUGAUAUUGCGUGGGGUAAUAGGACCCGUGUUAUAUUGGAUGUUGGGUGUGGGGUUGCUAGCUUUGGGGGAUAUCUUUUUGACAGAGAUGUACUCGCUUUGUCAUUUGCACCCAAAGACGAACACGAGGCACAGGUGCAAUUUGCUCUGGAACGUGGUAUUCCUGCAAUGUCAAAUGUUAUGGGAACCAAGAGAUUACCUUUUCCAGGAUCUGUUUUCGACCUUAUACAUUGUGCUCGUUGUAGAGUCCCUUGGCAUAUCGAAGGUGGUAAACUACUUUUGGAGUUGAAUCGUGCAUUGAGGCCGGGUGGUUUCUUUGUCUGGUCAGCGACUCCAGUCUACAGGAAGACUGAGGAAGAUGUUGGCAUAUGGAAAGCUAUGUCGAAGCUAACAAAGGCAAUGUGCUGGAAACUGAUGACCAUUAAGAAAGAUGAACUAAAUGAAGUUGGUGCUGCCAUUUACCAGAAGCCAAUGUCGAAUAAAUGCUACAACGAAAGAUCUGAAAAUGAGCCACCGCUCUGCAAAGACUCUGAUGAUCAAAAUGCCGCCUGGAAUGUUCCACUUGAGGCAUGUAUGCACAAGGUAACAGAAGAUUCAUCAAAACGCGGAGCAGUUUGGCCUGAGAGUUGGCCAGAAAGAGUGGAAACUGUUCCUCAGUGGUUAGAUUCUCAGGAAGGAGUAUAUGGAAAACCUGCACAAGAGGAUUUCACAGCAGACCAUGAACGCUGGAAAACUAUUGUUUCAAAGUCAUACCUCAACGGUAUGGGAAUCGAUUGGUCUUAUGUGAGAAAUGUGAUGGACAUGAGAGCUGUCUAUGGAGGUUUUGCUGCUGCAUUGAAGGAUCUGAAACUGUGGGUGAUGAAUGUAGUUCCUAUCGACUCACCCGAUACACUUCCGAUUAUAUACGAACGUGGUUUGUUUGGAAUCUAUCAUGAUUGGUGUGAAUCAUUCAGUACUUACCCUCGGACUUACGACCUUCUUCACGCUGAUCAUCUUUUCUCUUCACUGAAAAAGAGGUGCAACUUGGUGGGGGUAAUGGCUGAAGUAGACCGGAUUCUUAGACCACAAGGAACUUUCAUAGUAAGAGAUGACAUGGAAACAAUAGGAGAAAUUGAGAAGAUGGUGAAAUCGAUGAAAUGGAAUGUAAGAAUGACACAUUCCAAAGAUGGAGAAGGAUUGCUCUCUGUUCAGAAGUCAUGGUGGCGUCCUACAGAGGCCGAGACAAUUCAGUCCGCAAUAGCUUGAGAUCAAGGAAACGAAGAAGAGUGUGGGUUAAUAUAGUCGACAGUUGUUCCUUUUACGAUCCAAUUGAUUGUUUCUUACAUGUAUUAGUCGAAUACUGUAUUUGUAUCCCUUUUUUGCAUUGAAGAAAGUUGUAUACAAGACAAUUGUCUCAAAAGUGUAAUCUUAUAAUGAGCUUUUGCUUUGGUCCUACUAAAUACACAUGAAAUCCUUAU
This is a messenger RNA of Arabidopsis arenosa, 2676 nucleotides long. The record is from the annotation of a GenBank genome assembly. Lineage: Eukaryota; Viridiplantae; Streptophyta; Magnoliopsida; Brassicales; Brassicaceae.